This is a messenger RNA of Rana temporaria (common frog), 673 nucleotides long. RefSeq names its product 26S proteasome non-ATPase regulatory subunit 13-like. The coding region runs from base 159 to 557 and encodes 132 amino acids. Gene Ontology annotation, cellular component: cytosol; nucleus; proteasome regulatory particle, lid subcomplex. Gene Ontology annotation, molecular function: structural molecule activity. Gene Ontology annotation, biological process: ubiquitin-dependent protein catabolic process. NCBI's taxonomy places the organism in Eukaryota, Metazoa, Chordata, Amphibia, Anura, Ranidae. The record is from RefSeq and is a predicted model, not a curated record. The transcript has a single exon.
CUGACAAAUGACAGAUCCCACAGUAGCACUUAGUUUUCUAGAAAAAACUCGGGAGAACGUGAAAAGUAGUGAUACUGUGUAGAACCGCCAUUGGAGCUCUGAAAUUGAACAUUGGAGAUUUGCAAGCUACCAAGGAAACCAUUGAAGGUGUAGAGGAGAUGCUUGAAGGACUUGCUGGUGUAAUGUCUGUGCACAGCCGCUUUUAUGACCUGUCUAGCAAAUAUUACCAGACCAUUGGAAACCAUGCUUCCUAUUAUAAAGAUGCUCUGAGAUUUCUAGGCUGCACAGACCUUAAAGACCUACCAAUAUCAGAACAGCAAGAUAGAGCCUUUACGCUUGGCCUAGCUGGAUUACUUGGCGAUGGGGUCUAUAACUUUGGAGAACUGUUGAUGCAUCCAGUCUUGGAGUCGCUGCGUACCUCUGAUCGAAAAUGGCUGAUAGACACACUCUAUGCCUUCAACAGCGGUAAUGUGGAGACAUUCCGAGCCCUGAAAACAGCAUGGGGACAGCAGCCUGACCUUGCUGCCAAUGAAACACUUUUGCUUAAGAAGAUUUAGCUGCUAUGUUUAAUGGAGAUGACGCUUACACGACCUGCGAAUCACCGCUAGCUAACCUUUGAAGAGAUAGCAAAGAGUGCGCAAGUCAACGUUAAUGACGUGGAGCUGCUGGUUAU